Oryzias melastigma (Indian medaka) is the source of this 3221-nucleotide messenger RNA. It is a transcript of the gene zbtb32, whose product is annotated as zinc finger and BTB domain containing 32. Lineage: Eukaryota; Metazoa; Chordata; Actinopteri; Beloniformes; Adrianichthyidae. The transcript has 6 exons. Gene Ontology annotation, biological process: regulation of transcription by RNA polymerase II. Gene Ontology annotation, molecular function: RNA polymerase II cis-regulatory region sequence-specific DNA binding; protein binding; DNA-binding transcription factor activity, RNA polymerase II-specific. Bases 911 to 2383 code for a protein of 490 amino acids. The record is from RefSeq and is a predicted model, not a curated record.
GAAACAAAGCGUAAUGUAGGACCCGCUAACGUUGGGAGGUCUGGUAUAGUGACCGGCUCUCUACAGUUGACCUAUUUUCACAGGUUGUCACAUCAACACCUGACAUAUUUGACAAAAAGUCAGCGCAGAAACGUCUAUUUCGAGGCUGCAGGUUUCAGUGAAGCCUAUCACCCCUGCUUAUCAGUACCACCGAGCUUUGGUGUGUUUGUUUCCUGUCAAAGACCAGCAACUAUGAAGUGGUUUUUAGUCUCUGCUCUGAACAGUUUAUUAAUCUGGUGACCAGCAAAGGGUUUUUGAAGGGAGGAACUCAUGUGCAGAACAGGUACCGCAUCAAACAACACGCACAAAAAUAUGCAACAAAUAUUUGCCUUUUUUUCCCCCUUUUAUUUCUCAACCAUACUUUUUUCAAAAAGUAAGGGGUUUUUAUGUUUGUUUAGUUUUACUCAUAUUUUUAGAGCAAUUAUGUGCCACAUGAUGGGAAUUUAAACAAAAAAUGUAUGCAAAUUGUGAAAAAAGUGACAUAUCAAAUAGAAAAUACAAUCUUCUUUCAUUUUUCACAAAAAAUGACACCAUUAGGCACUGUAACGAGUGUACCAAUAAGAUACUAGAAGAGGAGGGACUGUAAAGAGAAGAGGAAACCACCUUGUCCCACAGUCUAACCUGUGCCCCAACUUGUCACUUCACAGUCAUGCUGCAUGGCAGCUCAGCGCACUGCAGGGAGAAGAUUCUCUGAGCACCUGCAGUGUCUCCUAUGAGCAGCUGUAAAAACCUACCAAAGCACUGUGCUGCUGUGCUGUUGCAAAACCCACGGAGACUUUCAAAUCAGGCUUCUCUCUUCAGCGGCUUCUACAGUACAGGCGAGCAGUGAAGAGGCUGACUACUUUUGCUAAUAUCUGAAGCAGCUUCAGAAAUGAUCCGCAUCAACAACACCCAGUACUUCUACUUCCUGGAGCAGGCGGACGCCUUACGUCGCUCUGGGCUGCUGUGUGACGUCAUCGUCAAAGUUCAGAGUCAAACUUUCAGAGCUCACCGGCUGGUCCUGGCCUGCGCCAGCAAAGUGUUAGCACAGCAGCUCGACCAGAAAGGCAUGGACACCCUGACCUAUUGGACUUUGGAGUCCCUCUCGGCCCACACCUUCCAGCAAGUGCUGGACUUCGUCUACACUCAAGCUGUGGAGGUGCCUGUGAAGGAUCUGCUGCCACUCCUGAGAGCCGCUCAGCUGUUGGAGAUGCAGCUACUCGAAGACCAGUGCCGCAAGCAGCUGGAAGCAGCUGAGGCCAGAAAGGACACUGAACAGGUCAAAGAAGAGAAGGAAAGUGCAAAAGAAAGUCCCAUCCCUGACGACGAAGUGCAAGACACAUUUUCCUCCUCCGAGGGGGCGGGUGUUGGUACCAGCAGGGAGAACCAUUCACCACCAGGCCUAGCUAACAGACACGAUGACCUUAGAUCUCCAAGAAAGAGGGAGAGAUUACCCUCUUUACCUGAAGCCUUUGGCAGCGACAGGGACAGUGUUAUAACGAGGAGCAGCAGCUCCUCCUUCACUUCUCCCUGUUCUUUCCCUGCAAGCAUGUGGAACUCAGAGGCCCACCUGAACACCCUGAGACGGAUAGCAGAAAACUACUCCAGUUUAAUCGCAGCGCAUCCCCUGCAGUGCUUAAACCAGUCGUCUGUGCUGUACCCUUUCUCCCUGUCCCCUCAACACAUGCUACCCGAACUCAGUUCACAUUUUCAAAACCCGCUCCAGAACUCUGCCAUGGGCCUCUCAGCUUUCCGUCCGAGCUGUGCACCAAACAUUUACACUGGAAACAGGCGGAUGGGCAGCAUGAUCAAGCACAGCCUGUUGAAGAGGAAGAAAUACAGCCAGAAUGUACUGAAUGGGCCGGCCAAACCUGGGGAGCAAAGUUACGCCAAAAUGCACAAACCCAACCCAGAAGCUGACGACGACUGCCACCACUGCCAAGCGAGACUCCUUGAUGAUCCCCACUUGGGUAAGAGCUUAGCAGGAUGUCAGUUCUGCGGAAGAAGACACGCACAGCAGCACGAAGCAGAGACGAGAGGAGACAGCCGAGGAGAAAAACCCUACCAGUGCAAACACUGUCCAAAAAAGUUCAGCUUGAAACACCAGCUGGACACACACCACCGUGUUCACACGGGAGAGAAACCAUUUGAGUGCCGCCUCUGUGGUCAACGCUCUCGAGACUAUUCGGCCAUGAUCAAGCACCUGCGGACCCAUGGAGGGGCCUCGCCGUACCAGUGCACCGUCUGCCUGGAGUUCUGCAGCAGCCUGGUUGCCAUGCAGAGGCACGUCAAGAGCCACGCGUUGCAGGACUUUCCCUCUGACUGGAGCAUCAACAACACCUACCUGUACAUCUCCCACAUCUGAGCCACGCCUCAGUGAUCGUCCAGCUCUUUACAGUACGGGUGUAGUUUCAGUGAGUGCUUCCAAUGGGGGAUGCAGUAUGGAUUUGCACAAAUAAAACCUUAAAUCAAGGUUAAAUAAAGCAAAAAAACUGCAACAAUGUAAGGCAGUUUUGCCCUUCAGGCCCCAAAGGCUAUUCAGGAUGGCAGUGAUAAGAUCUACACAAACUGAAACUGUCGUGUGUCUGCAUUUACAAAAAUACCAGAAAAAGCAGCACAAAUUUCCUGUGACAUUAAAAGCUUUGAAAGUCUUUAGAAUGCAUCAAAGCCACAUCAAUCUCCUAUCCUCGCUGCAUGACGCAGGAAUCCUCCCCCCAACUUUCAAUAUUAUUGGGUUAGGUCUUCUUGGCUUUGACUAGUGUUUAGAGCACCCCCAUGUGGACAAGUUCCAUAGAAGGAUUUAUUUGGGAAGUGGGCAUUAAAAACCCAACCGAAAAUAUUACACUUCAGCUGGAGAAAACCUACUUUUAUUUGCAAAAAAAAUAAGAACAAAAAUAUAGAUUUUUUUUUAACAAGAAAAAAAUUAACUUGAAAACUGAGAGAAUGCUGAUGUUAAUAACAUUUUCUUGGUUUAUUGUGUCACAAGUCAUGUGAGAUAUUAUUUUGUAUAUAAACUUUCUAUGAAAAAAAGUUUAAUUAAUCCUAAAUAAGUUAAGUUACAUUUGUUCAUGCACAAGUGAGAAAUACUGCCUCCUUGAGGUACCUAUUAGUAUCAGAUUUAAUCCAGACUCCAUUUAAAUGUAUGACUGGAUUUAUACAGCAUUAUUUUACUAUCUAAGUGUGGAAAUAUUUAUAAUCUUGAA